UAAAAAUAUUAAGGAAGGAGACGAAAAAAAAAAAAAAAUGGUGGCUGUUCAGUUAUUUAGCAGCUGGAAGCCAUUGAUACUACCUUCACAAGCUUUGAGACGCGAUCAAUUCGCCUCUUUUAACAGGAGCUUGAGUUUACACUCUCCGCCUUUAGGUGGGAUUGAGUCUUUUAGAUGCAGAGUCAUCUUCUUCCUCAAUUUCACUGCUACUACAGAGACCUUUAAAGUCAAAUCUCAAAGGGCAGGAGACACAGAGCCGUUUAGUGUCAAUUCCAAAUUUCAUAAGAGUCUUCCAUAUAAACUUGUGAUAGGAUGCAUCCCACUGUAUGCAGUGUUCAGAGUAGCGAAAAAGAUAUGUUUAGAGCUUCCCCGCCUCGUUCAGAACUCAGUGGGGGCUGGCUUGCCGUUUGCUUGUGCAUCCAACUCUCUACCUACUCCUCUCAAGUUGGACGUCCCCGUUCCUUCUUUUUACGAUAUCAAAUGGGGUCUUUCAAGGUUUCUUUACCUGUUCAAUAUUCAGCUCGAGAAGAACAUUGGCACGUUCCUUGUGGCGCUCAUGAUAGCAUGUGUAUCAUUUGUUUUCAUUGGGGGACUCCUAUUUUUCAAAUUCAGGAAAGACCUACCCUUAGAAGACUGCCUCUGGGAGGCCUGGGCAUGCCUCAUUUCCUCUUCUACUCAUCUGAAGCAAAAGACACGCACUGAAAGAGUCAUUGGAUUUGUCCUAGCCAUUUGGGGAAUAUUGUUUUACUCUCGGCUUUUAAGCACAAUGACAGAACAAUUUCGGUAUAAUAUGACGAAACUGAGGGAAGGGGCACAGAUGCAAGUCCUAGAAGCUGAUCAUAUCAUCAUUUGUGGAAUAAACAGUCAUCUACCUUUCAUACUAAAGCAACUGAACAGUUAUCAUGAGCAUGCUGUUCGCUUAGGUACUGCCACAACUAGGAAGCAGAGACUUCUGCUCAUGUCUGAUACUCCAAGGAAGCAGAUGGACAAGCUAGCUGAGGCGUACUCCAAAGAUUUUAAUCAUAUUGAUAUCCUUACAAAGAGUUGUAGUCUUAACAUGACGAAAUCAUUUGAGAGGGCUGCCGCCUCUAAGGCGCGUGCUAUUAUCAUACUACCAACGAAAGGUGAUAGGUAUGAAGUUGAUACAGACGCAUUUCUUUCUGUAUUAGCCCUUCAGCCCAUUCAAAAGAUGGAAUCGAUCCCGACCAUUGUAGAGGUAUCAAGCCCUAAUACGUAUGAUCUUCUCAAGUCCAUUUCGGGAUUGAAAGUGGAGCCAGUUGAAAAUGUUACGUCGAAAUUGUUUGUCCAAUGCUCACGUCAAAAGGACCUGAUUAAGAUCUACAGGCACCUACUAAAUUACUCAAAAAAUGUAUUUAAUCUUUGCAGCUUCCCCAAUCUAGUUGGGACGAAGUAUAGACAACUAAGACUGGGGUUCCAGGAGGUUGUGGUGUGUGGCCUUUUACGAGAUGGGAAAGUAAAUUUCCAUCCAAAUGAUGAAGAAGAGCUCAUGGAAACCGACAAACUAUUGUUUAUCGCACCUCUCAAUUGGAAAAAGAAGCAACUCCUGUAUACAGACAUGAAACUUGAGAACAUUACAGUAGCUCCGGCUGAUACUCCAAAGCAAGUUUUUGAGAAAAAAAGAUCACGGCUAGCGAAGAUAAUUAUGCGUCCGCGUAAGUCCUUAUCAAAGGGAUCAGAUUCCAUCAAAGGACCCAAAGAAUCUAUACUAUUACUUGGUUGGCGUGGAGAUGUUGUGCAUAUGAUCGAGGAGUUUGAUAACUAUCUAGGUCCAGGCAGUUCAUUGGAAAUAUUAUCGGAUGUACCACUAGAGGAUAGAAGAAGAGUGGACGAUAGUAUGGGUUCAGUGAAAAUCAAGAACAUCCAAGUUUCACAUAAGGUUGGGAAUCCUCUGAAUUAUGAUACAUUAAAGCAAACUAUAAUGCGUAUGCAAAGUAAAUAUAAAAAAAGCAAAGCUGUUCCUCUGACCAUCCUUGUAAUAUCAGAUCGAGACUGGCUUCUUGGAGAUCCAUCUAGAGCAGACAAACAAUCUGCUUAUUCUCUUCUCCUUGCUGAAAGCAUCUGCAACAAGCUUGGAGUAAAGGUACAUAAUCUAGCCUCUGAAAUCGUCGACUCAAAUCUCGGCAAGCAGAUAACAGUGCUGAAGCCAUCCCUAACUUUCAUUGCAGCAGAGGAAGUUAUGAGCCUUGUAACAGCACAAGUUGCUGAAAAUAGCGAACUGAACGAGGUGUGGAAGGACAUUUUAAACGCAGAUGGUGAUGAGAUAUACGUUAAGGACAUUGAGCUGUACAUGAAAAAGGGCGAGAACCCUUCAUUCACCGAGCUCUCAGAGCGGGCUUGGCUAAGGAGAGAAGUCGCUCUAGGCUACAUAAAAGGCGGUAAAAAGAUGAUCAAUCCGCUACCAAAGAAUGAACCUCUCUCUCUCGAAAUGGGUGACUCGUUGAUUGUUAUAUCGGAGCUUGAAGGAGACCAACCCAUCACACUAUGAAACUGUAUACAUUCUCAUAUACCACAUUUUGUUAUAGUUUCUUACACACAAUGCAACAUUGGGCAAGGAGACUGACUCACAAAUACAACGCAAGCAUCAAAUAAGUCGUUAAAUUUGUACAAAGAACAAACGCUUUUGCAUCGAAGCCCCUUUUUGGUCAUUGUUCUUUGUUCUUUCUUUCACCCCGAAUAAAAACCAGCCUUUGUAAUGAUUUGAAUUUUUUUUUUUUCCUUUCUUAAAGCCUAUAUGUCUCCAACUCGAGGUUUAUAAUUUUUUUCCAAA
This is a messenger RNA of Camelina sativa (false flax), 2788 nucleotides long. Its product is annotated as putative ion channel POLLUX-like 2. NCBI's taxonomy places the organism in Eukaryota, Viridiplantae, Streptophyta, Magnoliopsida, Brassicales, Brassicaceae. Gene Ontology annotation, biological process: potassium ion transport. The record is from RefSeq and is a predicted model, not a curated record.